AUGGUCUGCAGACAGCUUAGCUGUGGCAAAGUGCAUUCAACUAAAACCUACAUUCUGAAACCCCAGGAGAUGACGCCACGCUGGUUGCAGGAUCUCCAGUGCUGGGGCAAUGAGUCCUCAGUCUGGGAGUGUACUCUGGGGGUGUGGGGACCCCUGCAGGGCUGUGCCUGCCAAUGUGUGGCUGUGAUGAGCUGCUCAGGUGCCUUUCUACACAGAACCAGGCUGGGUGGUGGAGCCAGCCCCUGUGUGGGGCUCCCUGAGGUAACAAACCCAGACUUCUCUGUGCUGAGAUGUGACCUACACAAAGAGGAAGCCAGUGUCUUCUGCAAAGAGCUGGGGUGUGGCACUGUUCUUCAGUGGACCAGAGCUUACCUUGCAAGGGACUCGAGGAACCAAAGCCAGAAGGCUGUUAUCUGCCAGGGGACAGAGUCCAGUAUUUUGAAUUGCCAGCUCAAUUUGAACUUUCCUGGCCAGUGUGAACUCUUGGUGUACAUGGAAGUUGUGUGCUCUGGACACACUGAGUCCUGGCUGGUUGGUGGGCAGCACCCCUGUAUUGGGCCUCUGGAGGUGCGGUGUGGCCUGACCUGGGUCACCAUCUGUGAUGCUGACCUGGACCUGCCCAUGGCCAUGGCCCAAGUGGUCUGCAGGGAACUGCAGUGUGGCUCAGCUGUGUCCAUGCCUGGGGGUGCACACUUUGGCUAGGGCUCUGGGCCUGUCUGGACUGAGACCUUCCACUGUGUGGGCAACAAGUCCCUGCUGUUUCACUGUCCUCAGGGACCUGGACGCCAGGAGCCAUAUGAGCACAGGCACGAUGCCGGGCUCAGGUGCUCAGGGGAAAGGUUCUGGCUGGUGAACGGCAGCAGCAGCUGUGUGGGGCGAGUGGAGCUCCAGGUGCAGGGUGUCUGGGCACCUCUCUGUGCCACUCACUGGGAUUGAUCAGAUGCCAGUGUGCUCUGCCACCAGCUCCAUUGUGGCAAUGCAGUGGCCAUAGAUAAAGGAGAUUAUUUUGGGGAAAGGGAAGUUUCCAUUCGGUCUGACGUGUUUCACUGUGUGGGGACAGAGGCCCAUCUGUGGAGUUGUCCAGCAAGUACUUUGGGGGCAGCAGCCUGUGCCCUGGGAAAUGCUGCAACUGCUGUUUGCUCAGGCAUGCUCCACACCCUGCGGCUGAGAGAUGGACAGAGUCGCUGCGAUGGAUGCUUGGAGAUAUCCCUGGAUGGGGUUUGGGGCCGCGUCCUGGAUGAUGACUGGGACUUGCGGGUUGCCAGUGUGGCUUGCCAGCAGCUGCCAUGCGGAGGAGCUGAGAGAGCCUACAAUGCGUCUGCCUCAGGCCCUGGCGCUGUGCGGGUGGGGCUGAGUCGAGUGCACUGUCUGGGCACGGAGACCCUCUUGGUCCAGUGCAAAGUGUCCAUAUCUCUGCUGGUGCCUGCAGGCAGCUCGCAGGAUGUGGGUGUUGUCUGUUCAGGUGAGUGGGGCCGUCUGGCUGGAGGACCAGGGCGCUGCGCAGGGCGUGUGGAGGCGCUUCAAGGUGGAUCAUGGGGCACAGUGUGCGAUGACGGCUGGGACCUGCGUGACACCCACGUGGAGGCCCUGCGUGCCCUAGGGUCUGCUUACUUCGGGACCGGGAGAGGGCACAUCUGGCUGGAUGAUGUGGGCUGUGAGGGAAAGGAGCUGGUGCUGUGGCAAUGCCCCUCGGGGGGCUGGACCCGACAUGACUGCGGACACAAGGAGGAUGCUGGCAUCGUCUGCUCAGAGUUCACAACCCUGAGGCUGCAGAACCGCACUGGACCCUGCACCGGGGUGACCGAAGUUCUCUACAAUGGGAUGUGGGGUGGUGUAUGCCAGACUCUGAGCACCACCUCCCUGCAUCUGCUGUGUGUGCAGCUGGGCUGUGGGCCCUAUGGGCAGCCGCACGCUGGGCCAGAGGCCGGCUCACACCUCGGGGCACUGUGGGUAGCCUCUGUGCAGUUCAGGGAGAAGAAGAAUGAUGUUUCCCUGUGGCAGUGUCCUUCGGCCCCCUGGGACCCGCAUUCGUGCUCCAACAGUGAGGAAACCUGGGUGAUGUGCGCAGGAAAGACAGCAGCAGCUCCACAGGCAGCAGUGAACCCCAUGAACUGCUCGGCCACUGAGCCUUGCUCAGGUGUGAGGCCUGUCCCUUGUAGGUCCCCCUGUGCAACACGUCUGGCACCUCCUGACCAGGCCCUUGUGUUCCUAGAGGAGGGCUGGCUGCAUCUCGCUGGCACCUGGGGGACCGUGUGCGAUGAUGCCUGGGAUCUGGAGGAUGCAAACGUCGUGUGCCAUCAGCUGGGCUGUGGCUGGGCAGUCAGCGCCCCAGGGGAGGCCACCUUUGGGCCAGGGUUGGGUCCUGUGUGGCUGGAUGAAGUGGCCUGUGGGGGCCAGGAGAUGUCCCUAUGGGACUGCCCUUCAGCACCCUGGGGGCAUGUGGGCUGCUCGCAUGAGGAGGAUGCAGGGGUCCACUGCUCAGGUCCUCUUGCAGCCCCUACACCUGCCCCUGUGUUAGAGACUGUGCCCUUGAGUCUCUGUAUCGUUGUUUGCACCUUCCUGGGUUUUGUGUCUCUAGUCCUGGUGGUCCAGUGCUGCUUCAGAACUUGCAAGGAUUCUGAAAUGACUGGGAACCCUCCCUCAGAAGGUUUCUGUGAAGACAUUGGAGACAUUCCCAUGGGGCAGCAGAAGUCAGAACCCAGAUGGGAUGAGGUCCUGGAGGAUGAGUAUGAUGAUGCUGAGAAUCCUGGAGAUGGACCCCUGGCGGAGCAGGAGGAGGGAAGGGAUGUGGACGUGGAAGAUGACCAGCAUGAGGGGUUUCAGAAUCCAGUGGGUGUGUAA
This is a messenger RNA of Elephantulus edwardii (Cape elephant shrew), 2841 nucleotides long. RefSeq names its product putative scavenger receptor cysteine-rich domain-containing protein LOC619207-like. Gene Ontology annotation, cellular component: membrane. NCBI's taxonomy places the organism in Eukaryota, Metazoa, Chordata, Mammalia, Macroscelidea, Macroscelididae. The record is from RefSeq and is a predicted model, not a curated record.